CUUUUUUGUGUUUUUUUCUAUUCUGUAAACAAUCAUGGGUAACCACACUAUUCUUUUAUUACAAUCGGGCAACAGUCAAAAUUCACGCUCAUACUUCGAUUUUAACUCGGAAAGUGAAGCCAUGGACCACAUUGCUGGUUUGUAUGAGACCCGACUUGCCAAAGAGAAUCCCAACGCGGGUCAAGUGCAAUACAGAGCCGAAGAUCUUUUUCGAUUCAUUGAUACAUAUAAGGAAUUUGUAGCACUUGUGUUUGAUUCUUCGAAAGCCAUGUACCAACCUCGUGAUAUUGCUUGGAUUAAGGAAAGUUUAAUUGCUCAUUUCAGUGGUCAACAAUCCGCUACACCUGAUGUUCAGCAAAGACACAGACAACCACGUAGAUACCGUUAAAAAUAUAUAUAUAUAUAUUUGUAAACUCAGCAGAAUCACCGACCUUUUAACCUUUUUUUUUUUUUUUUAAUUUUUUAAAUAUUUGUUUAUUUUCCCCCUCUUUUUUUUUUUCUUUUUUUUUUUUUUAAUUCUCUCUUUGCUGAAAAAAAAAUAAAAUAAAUCAGCGCUACAUAUUUUG
Molecule: messenger RNA, 566 nt
Organism: Mucor mucedo
Lineage: Eukaryota; Fungi; Mucoromycota; Mucoromycetes; Mucorales; Mucoraceae
Product: enhancer of rudimentary
Exons: 6
Coding region: 35-388 (117 amino acids)
Source: RefSeq, a predicted model, not a curated record